UUCAAAAUCCUUUCUCUAUAUAUAUGAGACAAGCAUACGUCUCAUACAGGAUAUCUCUAGUAAACUUGCAAUCAGCAAUUUCUAUACUUGUGGUUGCAAAAAACUAGAGAAUUUUGUAUUUAAAAAUAUAUAAAACAAACAAAAAAUAAUUAUUAUAAUAAUAGAGACAUGGAGAAAGUUAUGAGCAUGGUUGUUUUUGGUGCUUUAGCCGUGGCAACAUUGCUACAAGUCACAACAGCACAAAAAGAGCAUGUCGUUGGGGACAAUAUUGGUUGGGUUGUACCACCCACUGGUGCUUCAGCUUACUCAACAUGGGCUUCUAAAAAUACCUUCAAUGUUGGCGACACCCUAGUUUUCAAAUUUCCCAGCAACAUCCAUAACGUGCAAGAAGUAACAAAAGCCUCAUUUGAUGAGUGUUCUACGAAAUUUACUAGAGGACCAGCCAUCUCAAUAGGACCAGCAAAUGUCACUCUUAAAUCUGCCGGUGAUAAGUACUAUAUUUGCACGGUUGGCAAACACUGUAUAGCUGGUCAGAAAUUGGCCAUUAUAGUUUCAGGCACAGGCGCACCCAUAUCAAAUGCUCCUAAGGGCAGUGCUACACCUUCUCCAACCCCCACACCACAUGCUCGUGCGGAGAGUUCUCCACCUUCUCCUGCUCCUUCUUCCUCGACGGUCGUGCUCACUAGUUUUCUUCUCAGUGCAUCAUCUAUUGCAUUGGCCAUUUUUUUUUAAAUCGAUCUAUAUAGGAGGAUGUAUAACAUGAUGACAUUUUAUUAUAAUAAGUUCAUCUCGAA
This is a messenger RNA of Capsicum annuum, 794 nucleotides long. RefSeq names its product cucumber peeling cupredoxin. Gene Ontology annotation, cellular component: plasma membrane. Bases 169 to 732 code for a protein of 187 amino acids. Lineage: Eukaryota; Viridiplantae; Streptophyta; Magnoliopsida; Solanales; Solanaceae. Gene Ontology annotation, molecular function: electron transfer activity. The transcript has 2 exons. The record is from RefSeq and is a predicted model, not a curated record.